Messenger RNA from Perca fluviatilis (European perch), 2146 nucleotides. Its product is annotated as gastrula zinc finger protein XlCGF57.1-like. The record is from RefSeq and is a predicted model, not a curated record. Bases 50 to 1411 code for a protein of 453 amino acids. The transcript has 3 exons. Gene Ontology annotation, biological process: regulation of transcription by RNA polymerase II. Gene Ontology annotation, molecular function: DNA-binding transcription factor activity; RNA polymerase II cis-regulatory region sequence-specific DNA binding. NCBI's taxonomy places the organism in Eukaryota, Metazoa, Chordata, Actinopteri, Perciformes, Percidae.
GGAUUUCUACUUUCUGGCACCUGGACUAUACACCUCUGCUUGCAUUUCUAUGGAACUAAGCUUUAGGAGCUUUCCAUCUUUACUCUCCUUCCUCGACUAUAAACCAACCGCUACACGGUUCCGCCGGAAGUGGUGUUUGUUGUUGUUUGCCCGUGCUGAGCAGCGGGAGCGGCGAGGAGAGAAGCCGUUAGCUGAAUCCAGAUCAGGGAAUCCCGAACAGCGUUUCUUAGUCUGUUCAUCAGAGAUGGAGCGACACCGGGAACACACGGAGGAGACCAAGCCCAGGGGAGAAGAUUUACCUCCAGACGUUCUGGAAGUGAUUGUUGGUGAAGAGGAGCAGCAGGAGUGUAGCUCCAGUGUGGACCAGCAGGAGCCAGAGCCCCCCCCACACAUUAAAGAGGAACAGGAGGAACAGUGGAGCAGUCAGGAGGGAGAGCAGCUUCAAGGGCUGGAGGAGGCUGAUAUCACCAAGUUCCCAUUCACUCCUGUCCCUGAGACUGAAGACUCUUCUGAUCCUGAGACUGAUGACAGUGCUGAUUGGAAGGAGACCAGAGAACCUCAGUCACCUUUAAACUCUCUAAAAAAGGCUGAUAAACACUUAAGAUGUAAUUCUCCUGAAAAACCUUUUAGUUGCUCAGUUUGUGGGAAGGAAUUUAUAAAAAAAGGAUCCCUGGAGACACACAUGAGAACACACACAGGGGAGAAGCCGUUCAGCUGCUCAGUGUGUGGAAAGAAAUACCCAAAAAGGUCAAAUCUGCUAGAACACAUGGGCGUCCACCGAGGGGAGAAACGACAGAGCUGCAGACUGUGUAACAGGAGACUUGUUUUGCACUCAGGAGUCGAGUGCCAUCAGUGUGUUUACCCGGCUGCUGCUGGAGGGAGAUUUAAAACUCUGAGCUCUGAGUGUGAUGAAAGACGUUGCAGCUCGACUGAACAACCAGAGACCGAAGACCAGACUGGAGACGCUGCUGAUCCUGAGGCUGCUGACAGUGCUGAUUGGAAGGAGACCAGAGAACCUCAGUCAGCUUUAAACUCUCUGAAACAUGAUUCAAGAUGUAAGAAAACAUUCAGCUGCUCUGAGUGUGGGAGAAGAUUUGGCCGCAAGCAACAUCUGAAGGACCACAUGAAAACCCACAAACGAGACAGACCUUUCAGCUGCUCAGUCUGUAAGAAAUCGUAUAUGCAAAGUGGAAGUUUACAGAUACACAUGAGAGUCCACACGGGAAAGAGAGCGUUUCGUUGCUCUGAGUGUGGGAAUAGAUUUGGCCGCAAGACACAUCUGGAUGAUCACAUGAGAAUCCACACAGGAGAGAAGCCGUUCAGGUGCUUGGUGUGUAAGAAGUCUUUUGCACAGAGUGGAAAUUUAUACAAACACAUGAGUACCCACAGGAAAUAUGGAGGAGGAGGAUGAUGAUUCAACACUUAGGUAUCCUUAGUGCACGAUCCAAAGGGAAGUGAAAGUUCAGCCAAAUGCAGACGAUGCCCGGAUUAACUUGUUAUUUCACCUUGCCUUUCAGGGCUUCCGUAGUUUGAGUAAAACUUGUGUGAUGUCAGCUUGUUAAAUGUGAAUACGUUCUAGUUUCUUCUCUCCUCUGGGACAGUAAACUGAAUAUCUUUGAGUUGUGGACAAAACAAGACAUUUGAGGACGUCAUCAUGGGCUUUUUGGGGAACACUGGUCCACAUUUUAGAGACCAAAUAACACACCCAUUCACCCAGAACAUAAUCCACACAUUAAUCGGGCACUAAGCUACUAAAAUAAUUAUUGGCGUUCAUAUAUUUAUGCAUCAUGAUUUAAUGUUAAACAUACAUAUAGGACUUUUUCAUUCAUUCAUCCAGCUUCUACAAAAGAUUGCCUCAUAUCCAGAAACCUGUUGAUAUCUGAGUCUUUGAUAAUGUUUAAAAGUAGCUGUGUUUCUUCUUCUUAUCGGGUUUGCAGCCCUGCAAACUGUCGGCUGGUUGGUUUGUGCACAGUAACCAGAGUAAACUGUCACAAACUGCAGUAAAAACCUCUGACUGAGACGCAGAUUCUGAAUUAGGGCUGCACGAUAUGAGGAAAAUAUUUAAUUUUGAUUAUUUUGAUACUGCGAUUGUGAUUUGAUUCACGAUAUUGGAGGGAAUGAUACAUUUUUGUGUCAUUUCUUUGGA